Molecule: messenger RNA, 1110 nt
Organism: Malassezia pachydermatis
Lineage: Eukaryota; Fungi; Basidiomycota; Malasseziomycetes; Malasseziales; Malasseziaceae
Exons: 1
Coding region: 1-1110 (369 amino acids)
Source: RefSeq, a predicted model, not a curated record
AUGCGAGACACAGAAUUGAUUCCCGCGCUAAAGGAUCUGGGCAAGCCCGUGUGCGAACCAGGCUAUGUCCUUCACCGCAAGCAAGAGGCACUGUCUGAUGCGCCUCCAGAUGCUCAACCUCCUGCGUCGCCUGUACUUGUCACCAAACCUGAUGCCCUCGAUGAUAUUCCGGAUAUGGAAAUGGCACAAGAGGCCCGUGGGAUGUCGACUCCCAAACCCAAACCCGCAAAGCUCAGUGAUGCAGACGAGCAAGGGUUUCGAACUGUGUUACCGCGUCGCCGAAAGCAGCGUGAACCUGUGCACCCACGUGUGCUACGCUCCGAGGCGGAGGAGCCUGUGCCCCCCUCGCUCGAUGCUUUUGCGGAUCCAGAAGCGGAUGAUGCCGAUGAAGGGGAGGAGAUGCGUGGCCGAUCACGUAGCCGGGGUCGCGGUCGACGGCCUUCUGUGCAAACGAGCAAGCCUGUGGGCUCCAUGAUUUCGCCCAGCAAAUCUUCUGCGUUGGGCGUCUCCCACCGACGCCCAACUCUUCAGCGUCGCCACACGAACAUAUCGUAUGCUUCGGCAGCAGCGCUGAAAAGCUCGCAGGAAGACCAAGUCAUGGAGCCGCUGACACGUGGUCGCACACGCGAUCGUGGUCGGGGCCGUAGUCAUCAUGUGGAUGGAGGGUCUGACGAUACGGAAAUGCGGCGUGGUCGACGUGAAGCUGUGAAAGUGAUACCCACGUCGCAAGAUGGUGCGGCUACUGUGGAGAGUGAGAUACGAGAUACUACGUCCUCUUCAGCUACCGGUGAAUCGCAAGUGCUGGAAGACUCACAGGCGUUGCAACGUUCACGUCUGCUUAGCAACGGCGCUCACUUACUUAUGCUGAGCUUGGAGCUGGCCAUGAUUCGACACCAUAAAAUCAACUCGCCACUGAAGCCGCGAUGGGGGAAGCGCCGAGAAGAUGAUUUCCGGCCUAUUCCAUCGAUUGAAGACCGUGCGCGGCAAUUUUUGCAGAAACAGCCAACGUUGGACAAGCAGGCGCUUCCUUCUACCAGGGCUUCUUUGUAUCAGUAUGUGGAUGAUCUCGGGUCGCGUCUCAAGUAUGGUGUGAGCGCUCCCUCUGUGUAA